AUGAAUCGCGUCGGCUACGAGAACCGCGUCGGCUACGAGAAUCGUGUCGGCUACGAGAACACAAAUGUUACGGCUGGUCUCAUAAGUGAUAUUCCUGGUAGCUCAGGACAAGAGGUAUGCGGAGGUUCUCUACUUAGCACAAACCGAGUGUUAAUGGCUGCUCAUUGCUGGGACGAUGGUAGAAGCAAAGCUUGGAGAUUCACUGUUGUUCUUGGAUCGGAAACGCUUUUCACAGGCGAUACUAGAAUUCUUACCAGCUAUGUGGUCACCCAUCCACUGUGGAAUCCUGCAUUUGUCCAUAAUGACGUUGCCAUGAUUCGUUUACCCGAACAUGUUGUUCUAUCCGUUGACAGUAUCAAUAAAAAUCAAUUAUUAAAUUUUGUCAAUAUGGCUGUCAUCACUAAUGAAAUAUGCAACGUCGCUGUCUUCGGUGACAUUCAAUCUUCAAACAUUUGCACGAACACCCUCGGUGGUAAGAGCACUUGCCGUGGUGACUCUGGUGGCCCACUUGUUGUCCAAAGACGUGUCAGGACUGUUCUGGUUGGUGUUACCUCAUUGUUCAAUUUUCUGGGAUGCGAAUUUGGCUGGCCGGUAUUGUUUUCGAGAGUAACAUCGUUCCUUUGA
This is a messenger RNA of Danaus plexippus (monarch butterfly), 624 nucleotides long. Its product is annotated as chymotrypsin BI-like. The coding region runs from base 1 to 624 and encodes 207 amino acids. The record is from RefSeq and is a predicted model, not a curated record. Gene Ontology annotation, molecular function: serine-type endopeptidase activity. Gene Ontology annotation, biological process: proteolysis. NCBI's taxonomy places the organism in Eukaryota, Metazoa, Arthropoda, Insecta, Lepidoptera, Nymphalidae. The transcript has 4 exons.